Aspergillus lentulus is the source of this 357-nucleotide messenger RNA. RefSeq names its product putative adhesin. The record is from RefSeq and is a predicted model, not a curated record. NCBI's taxonomy places the organism in Eukaryota, Fungi, Ascomycota, Eurotiomycetes, Eurotiales, Aspergillaceae.
AUGAAAAACCUCUCCAUCCUCACCUCCCUCCUCCUCGCCUCCGCCUCCCUCGUCUUCUCGUCCAGCAUCCCCCCAAAGUGCGGAACUUGCAACCCGCUCUCCGGCCAGAACAACUGCGACAUUACCACCUCCUGCAUCAACACAGGCACUCGCUUCCAUUGCGCCUGCCGCGCCGGCUACAAGGCCUCGAAGGACAACCAUGACGUCAGCAAGCAGUUCCGUCUGAAUGUCCCCAACUACCAGUUCCUGGUCUUCACCCCCGAGAGCACCGAGUGCAACACCCUCUGUGACAACCCCUACGGUGCAAGCCCGGACCUGUGCGCUGAGGUUCCUAUCCAAGACAAGUGUGCUAUCUGA